AUGGGUCGAACACAAAGCACACUAUCCACGUCAACGAUAGGCCGGCCAUUCGUCGUUCAAUAUAAUCUCUUUCUGGCACUGCAAGAGUUUCGGAGAAGCGAAGACUUUGUGGAAGGCCGGAAGCGGAUGCUUUGGGCGGAUGCAAUCUGCAUUAAUCAGUAUGACCUCGACGAGCGAGCUACCGAGGUCAAAAGAAUGAAUGAGAUUUUCAGCACUGCAACCAAGUCGAUGGUCUGGCUCGGAACGUCCCUUGACAUCAAAGGCGCAGAUACGAAAGUCUACUUUGACCUCAUCGGGCGUCUCUUAGACAGUCUCUAUCGCUUGGCGCUCUCGGAUGACUCGUCGAUGGACUCCUUACAACUAGCAUCAACUGAGACCGUUCCAUCAGAAGCUAGAUGUAUGGAUGAGCAUGAUCCUGAAAACCAGGGAACCCGUACAGUGUCGGAGAAAGCUCUUGUUGUGAUUUCACAGUUCAAUCCUCCAGAGCGUCCUCCCAUCUCUCUACUUGAAACGCUGUCCGCUGACGAGCGCCUACUGGCCAUGCUGUCUCCCAUAUUCCGCCUCGAUUAUUGGAAUCGGGUUUGGAUAAUUCAGGAGCUCACUGUCAGCUCUAGUCAGACAGUCGUACGAGCAGGGUCCUCAACGAUCUUGUUCGAGCGACUGUCUUGGUUUGCAGAAUGGUUUGUCAAAGCUACUAUAUUUAACCCAGCUUGGUCACCCGAUGACGAGUACACGAGGACCUUCAUGAACACGCUUCUUCUACUCAAUACGAUCUAUGAAGCUCGGCUCCAACGUGGACCCGACGAGCCGGGGACAAGUCCCGAACACCUUUUGAUACUACAAGGCCUCAUGUCUCGCUCGUCUAUACCCCUGGACAAGCUAUACGGAGUGCUAUACGGAGUGCUAGGCCUGUUGCAGCCGGCUACGUAUCUUGGAAUUGAUGUUGACUAUACGAAGUCUGUUCGAAAGGGCUCGAUUGAUGCGGCGAUUGCUUUGAUUCGUGUUGGGGAAAGUCUCGGGUGUUUUGACAUACGCAGAGAAUUUCAAAGCUUACAAGUGCCUUCUUGGGCACCAGACCUUUCGACAGAUCAUGAUCUAUUUUCGAGUAUCGCGAUGUACGUUUAUAUGAGAGAUUCAGCUGCGAUCCCUGAGGUAGACUGGGAAGCCUUUUGGGAGCGUCAACUUGGACUGAGUGAUCAAGGCAUCUUGAGUCUUAAAGCCACAUACCUGGACACAGUUGAUGGAGUUGCGGCUUGUGUGCCUGUAAACAGUGGAAGUCUGGAAAGCUCGUCUCAGAAGCUUUUUCUGCCAAGAACCAUUGAUUAUUCAAUGAUGCAGCCGACACGACUUUGUCACUCUUACAGGGAUGACUCGGAGAUGCUAGUCCAUCUGGAUGCGAUUCUGCGCCAGAUUCCGAAUUGGGAGACGGAUGAGUUCAAAAGCAAAUACUAUGCCGAGGGGUUACCUGACGCCUUUAAACUCGGUCUUCUUGCAGUGAGUUUGGAGCUGGCCAGUAAUGGUUCGUCUGUAUCGAUACCCUUCGGAGUUUCGGCAGGGACAGCCACGGAGUUGGCUCUCUUGAAGCAGUUCCUUGAUGCUAGUGUCGACUUCAUACUUUGGAAAGAAGCUAUCAUUGUUUUUUCCCGGAAUUGGGCAGAAGCCAGGGCCCUCGAUCUCAGCAUCCCAAAAGUCGGACUCAGCAAACCUCUUAGACACGGAUGA
Messenger RNA from Colletotrichum aenigma, 1722 nucleotides. RefSeq lists its product as uncharacterized. The coding region runs from base 1 to 1722 and encodes 573 amino acids. The transcript has a single exon. Lineage: Eukaryota; Fungi; Ascomycota; Sordariomycetes; Glomerellales; Glomerellaceae. The record is from RefSeq and is a predicted model, not a curated record.